Molecule: messenger RNA, 2931 nt
Organism: Bombyx mori (domestic silkworm)
Lineage: Eukaryota; Metazoa; Arthropoda; Insecta; Lepidoptera; Bombycidae
Product: U6 snRNA-associated Sm-like protein LSm6
Exons: 2
Coding region: 2639-2878 (79 amino acids)
Biological process (GO): maturation of SSU-rRNA; mRNA splicing, via spliceosome
Cellular component (GO): U4/U6 x U5 tri-snRNP complex; P-body; U6 snRNP
Molecular function (GO): RNA binding
Source: RefSeq, a predicted model, not a curated record
UUUUUUUUUUUCCCUACCUAAGCUGAUAGCCCUAGCGGCUGUCAGCGUAACCCUAACUUUAGUAGGUGAGCUCACGGGGCUCAAACCUGACGAUGUUGCUAACACGAACCCUAGCAAGAGCCGUGCUUCGCAGAAUCUACCACCGGAUCGGAAACGCGACCCACUGAGAAGAUCCGGCGAGAAACUCAGUGGGCUGUGUCUGAGAGUUAAUUUACUCGUCGAGCCCUUCGUCGCAAGCGACGGGUUCGACGAGAACGGUGACCGGUGCUUUAAGUACCUAAAAGCACCGUUAGUGGAUCAGGAGGAUCCGAGAUGACGUGUUUUGGGCGACGUCGACUGCUUUCCAUUCUGUCCGCAGGAUCGGGAAUGUAGUUACCAGCGGCCACGAUGAGAGGGUUCUCGUGUCGUGCCGCUUUAUCGAAGUGGACAGUUAUCAAUCAUUCAAUAACACACAUCAUUCACUUUAAUCAUUCAAACCAACCAACAUUUUUUUUCCUCCAGAAAAUUUGGUAUAAGUAUUCAUAGUAGUAAGUAGUAACUAUGCUGUUUCCCUAGAUCACUGAUAUUUUUUUGCCUAUCUUUCAAUGCCCUUGAAGAAGUGGAGCGUAUGGAAGCCCAAUUAUUUUCAGUUAACCUCUUGGGUAUUGCAUUUUUACCCUACCAAGAAGUUGUUCAAACUUUGGAAAAAGGAUAAUAGUAAGUCUGUUGGCGCAACAACUUGUGUGUAUGGUGGAUGCAAAAACUUCCAUCCAUACCUCUUGUAGCUUAAAGACGGUCGAUUGUACCAUAUGAGGUUGAGCGUUGUCAUAUAGGAGAAGUGUGGACAAGCGAUUAAGAAGGGCAGGCUGGAGAUACAAAAGCUUCUUCAUCAUUGUAUCCUGUUCCUCACCAUACACAUCUGUAGUAAUGAUGCUAUUUGGUAGGAAGCUGUGAUGAAUUAUACCAGAACAAAGCCACUAAACAGUGAACAUGACAUAUUUAGAGAUAGAUUUUCAUUUGAGGCAUUGCCUUUGUACUGAACCUCUAGUCCAUGUAAUGUCCGAGUGCAAUAAUUAUUCUAGCGCCCUCUAGUAAGCGUGCAAUCAAGUUGGACUAGGAACAAAUCUAACUGCACCAGGAGGACGGGACGGCGCGUCGGCGGCUGCGGACUGCGAUGCGGUCCGCAUUUUCGUCGUCGCUGUCGUCGCCGAACAUACUGUUGAAGAGCAACCCGGUCGGCGGUGUAUCGCGUUCCGACCCGGCAGGCUGGUUCUGGCCCAGCGGGGUAUCCCGGAACACCAGCGGCACCACCCGGGCGGCCUGGUAGGGCCGCCGUACCGCGGAGACCGACGUCGUUGGUCGUCGACUAUCGCCUCGACGACCCGUCGGUCGGGCGUCCUCGGGGUGGCGCCGCGUGUCUGGUUGUAGUGUUGACCGCGGGAACCCCCCUACACUGAACGGGUUCUGACCCCGGACGGAGAUCGGACGUCGGGUGUAAGAGUGCAGGGGAGUCGUUUGGUGGGUGGGCCCUAAAAUCCUUGGGCCCGCGAUCUGCUCUCAACACCUGCAGAUCGCUGAGUCUCACAUACCCCGCGCGCCCCCUAGGCGCGGGGACCUCGUAGGAGGUUCGGCCCCCGGCCCGAAAAAAAAAAAAAAAAAAAGGAACAAAUCUAACUGAUUCAUUAAGAAUGCAGAGGCCGGUGCACCCUAAAACCGCAGCGCGCAUCUGCAACUCACACACACCUCGCACCAUAGGUAAAGUCGCCUCUAGUUCUGAAUCAGGGUGUGUUUGCAACCCGCUUGAUGACCGCUUAUGAUUAUAAACAAUAAUCCAUUUUUCAUCGCAAAUGACCAGCUUGAUGUGACCGCUUAUGAUUAUAAACAACAUAAUUCAUCGUAGAUGACAAUAUGCUUCAAGAUACCCUAAUGGGGUGACGAUCGUUCAGUUCGUGUGGGGGUGCCACAUAUCAAGUUUUGCCCACCAACUUGACCCAAAUGAACUAAUAUUCUUCUGAUCCUAACGUUGAAAGCUGCAAAAUGUUUUAAAUCAAAACUUCUGUGCUGAACCGUACAGGCCAAUCGUGCGUUCUUUUGUAGUGUUCUUUCCGUACAUACACAUUAUUUCUUAAAUACCAAACAUAAUAUGAGCCGUUUUGCGGCAUUGCCACGGCGACGGAACUCUCCAUAUUCACUCUUUUCUAUCGUGUACAUAUUGAUGUAAGAUACAUUAUAUUACAAAUGUAGUGAAAACAAAACACUAAUCAACAAACAAAUAACUGGAUUUGAAAAUAGAAUGUCAAACUUCUCGGCAUCCUCCAAAAAGUCCACUGAAAAAGUCUCAGUAAAUGACCACCAUUUUACUGAGAUUAUUUUUCAUCUCAUAACAUCUCAUUUCAAUUCAUUACAUUUCAUUUCAUGCCAUGUUUCAUAGUAAUCAACUUCAUUUCAUUUCAUAAUAUUAAUACAAUUUUUCAUUUUAAAAAAUUCAUUAAAAUUAAAAUAAGACGACCUAAAGGUAUUAGAUACCAAGUCAUAAAAACCUUUAAAAAAAGAUCAAAAGUAAUCAAAACACCCGCUUUGACCAAUUUGAAAAUUUUUAAGUUUCAUUUAAUGUAUUUCGUGUCUUCAAUUUCAUCAGAAUAAUAAAUAAACACAAAAAAUGAGUCGUAAGGAAGCUUUGUCCUCGUUUAUACAGCAGAUUCACGGUCGCCCAGUUGUCGUUAAAUUAAACAGCGGCGUUGACUAUAGAGGUGUUCUAGCGUGUUUAGAUGGAUACAUGAAUAUAGCCUUGGAACAGACCGAGGAAUAUGUAAACGGACAGCUGAAAAAUAAAUAUGGCGAUGCAUUCAUACGUGGGAAUAAUGUUCUGUAUAUAAGUACACAGAAGCGAAGAAUUUAGUUAAGAAAAUACAUGUUAGAUUUUAAGGAAUAAAAAUUAAGUUUCUUUUGUAA